AUGUAUUCGCCUGUUCAGCUCCGCAUAGUGUUGACAACUGUUGGUCAUUUGCUCGCAUUGCUCUUUUCUUACUUGUGCUUGAUUUCCAAGAUUAUUAGAGCGAACUGUUGCGCGGUCAUGCUUUCGCCAAAGACUGACAUCAGCGGAAACUCUGAACCUCCGGAAGCAUGUAAGCAUUCGCCACCAUCUCUGCUGUCAAUGGAAGAUGCUAAUGGAGAAAAUUUUGUUGCAAGUGAGAGAAGUUUACCCGAGGGAGUCGGCCCACUUCAGCCACCCACCCACAUCACCGAAACAGCAGUAGGCGCUGAAGGUGAUGCAGCUUUCGAACGAGAGAUGUGUUUGCUGCUUUUGAAACCCCAGUCGCAGCCACUCUGUUCUCGCAAAGUCUUUCUUGGUGGCCUCCCGAUGCAAGUUGGGACAGAGGAUCUCAAAAGGUUCUUCUCUUUAUUUGGGCAAGUAGAAGUUGGCUGGCCAGUGGACAAUAAUGGCGAACAUGACGGUUAUAUGUUCGCGACAUUUGCCUCAGCUGACUCGGUGGACAAACUCUUAGAGAUGUGCACACGUCACAAUGGCCGACUGACAAUCACCAUGCCUAUGGGUAAUUCACAGUCUGCUAACAUCCACAUUCGCGUAUGGUACACCAGAGAUGCAAAAUAUUAUUCGCCUGAAUUUAACGAAUCUAUGUUGAAGACUAACAAGAACUGCGCUUUUGUUGGAGGAAUUCCCCGCACUAUGACUGCAAAGCAGCUUGCGGACUACAUGUCUAUCACUUAUGGCGAUGUGCUCUUCGCACGAAUUGAGGUAGAAUUAGAGACGGAUUAUCCCAAAGGCGCCGGUUGUGUUAUGUUCCGCUGCCGUGAGGCAUUUGUAACUGCAGUUGCCAGUCGCUUUGUUUCCCUCAAUUUUGGCGACCAUAUCAAGCAGGUGGAAGUUCAACCAUACCUCAUGCGACCUGUUGAAUGCGAAAUAUGCCAGGCGGUGAAGACGAGGAAUUUCUGUCCCAAGUUUCGAUGUCUCAAAUUCAUGUGUGAGCUAUGUUGGAGACAGGCCCAUAUAGGUCUGCCAGAUCACUAUCCUCUAAUGCGUUCACCUCCGCUUCGCCUGCGCGGUCUCACCGUAAACGGCGACGACCAUGAAGCAGAGCAGCAUCACGCUAACAAGGAUGCUAUACCGCGCACCUUAAUGCGUCAAAAUGAGUAUGUAUACAACACUCAUAAUCUGUGCAACGUGGUUAAUUCUAUUCAGUUUCCUCCUGUGCCCCUUUUCGAAGUGGAAAGCGACUUCCACAGUGACUGGAAUACUGACUGUGGCAUGUUUGACGUACGUGGUCCUCCACCUUCAAAUGUUUUUCGUUCUCGUCCACUCACCAAUAUAAUCAACCAACCGUCUGUUUUACGUCGUUAUCGAGGACGUGAGCAAAGAACUGGCAACUUCAACGAUCAGCGCAAUCGCUGGAGGAGAGGAGCUCCUUUCUACGAUAACAGUAUUAAUAGACCUAGCACAUUUGCCCCCUCAUACUACAGUACUAUCGAUAACAGUGGUUUUCGCUCCAAUGUCUAUAAUCAUAGUGACACGAAUGAGAAUGCCAGCGCACCUCACUUCUCGUCUAACCCUGGAGAAAAUCAGUGGUCCGAACACGUUUCGAGAAUCUCUACCAGCCCUAAUGCAAGCAGCGUUUUUGCAACAAAUGUGAAUCAAAUUGCAAGACCUCGUGUCUCAUUUUCACCGACCAUUCGCAGACCAGCUCGGCGCUGCAUCACUAACAAUACCCAGAGUGUAACCAACGCGGCGAAAGAUGAAAGCACUACUUCUAAAGAUAUAACUGAUGCAUUUGAGCAGUUUUCUCUUUUUUAAUGCCCCUUUGAGGAGUACACUAAGUUGAAUGAUUAACUUUUGCUUUUUUUUGCUUUUUUACCUUUCUUGUUAAGAUUUCAAGUUGAGCAAGCCAAUCUUUCCUUAAUUUUUACUGGUUUCUUCCACGGCUUACAAUUUCGUGUCUCAUCUUUCCUUAAUUUUUACUGGUUUCUUCCACGGCUUACAAUUUCGUGUCUCAAGUUGUUCAAAGAAUAUAUGACUCGGUUUGAUACUCUUGUAAUGUCUCAAGAAGUUUUGCCUCGUAUAAUUUGGUGACUUAUAAUGGCUUUUAUAGAAAUCAAAAUAACGUUUUUUGUAUAUUGUUUGACUCAUUUGUAGCUACUACAUUGUAUGUUACUCCCAUUUUCCCUAUUUUUCAGAAC
Molecule: messenger RNA, 2237 nt
Organism: Cylicocyclus nassatus
Lineage: Eukaryota; Metazoa; Nematoda; Chromadorea; Rhabditida; Strongylidae
Source: the annotation of a GenBank genome assembly